Messenger RNA from Eptesicus fuscus (big brown bat), 2896 nucleotides. It is a transcript of the gene SURF4, whose product is annotated as surfeit 4. Gene Ontology annotation, biological process: Golgi organization. The record is from RefSeq and is a predicted model, not a curated record. Lineage: Eukaryota; Metazoa; Chordata; Mammalia; Chiroptera; Vespertilionidae. Gene Ontology annotation, cellular component: endoplasmic reticulum; endoplasmic reticulum-Golgi intermediate compartment; membrane. The coding region runs from base 213 to 1022 and encodes 269 amino acids. The transcript has 6 exons.
CGCCGAGGCCCCUUUAAGGCGCGGCCGGGGCGGGCCCCGCGGCGCGGCCCCUUUAAGGCUUGGCCUACGUGGCAGCCGCUGGAGCCGCCGACGAGCAGCGAGGCCGGCCGCCGGGCACUUCCUGUGGAGGCCGCAACGGGCGCGGGCGCCGACGGGCCGAACGCCGAGCGAGCGAGCGAGCGAGCGAGUGAGCCGAGCCUCCCGCCGCCGCCAUGGGCCAGAACGACCUGAUGGGCACGGCCGAGGACUUCGCCGACCAGUUCCUCCGGGUCACGAAGCAGUACCUCCCGCACGUGGCGCGCCUCUGCCUGAUCAGCACCUUCCUGGAGGACGGCGUGCGCAUGUGGUUCCAGUGGGGCGAGCAGCGGGACUACAUCGACAGCACCUGGGGCUGCGGCUACCUGGUGGCCUCCUCCUUCGUGCUCCUCAACCUGCUCGGGCAGCUCACUGGCUGCAUCCUGGUGUUGAGUAGGAACUUCGUGCAGUACGCCUGCUUUGGGCUCUUCGGAAUCAUAGCGCUGCAGACGAUCGCCUACAGCAUUUUAUGGGACUUGAAGUUUUUGAUGAGGAACCUGGCCCUGGGAGGCGGCUUGCUGCUGCUCCUGGCGGAGUCCCGCUCGGAAGGGAAGAGCAUGUUCGCGGGCGUCCCCACCAUGCGCGAGAGCUCCCCCAAGCAGUACAUGCAGCUGGGAGGCCGCGUCCUGCUGGUGCUGAUGUUCAUGACCCUCCUCCACUUCGACGCCAGCUUCUUCUCCAUCCUCCAGAACAUCGUGGGCACAGCGCUGAUGAUUCUGGUGGCCAUUGGCUUUAAGACCAAGCUGGCCGCCUUGACUCUGGUCGUCUGGCUGUUCGCCAUCAACGUGUAUUUCAACGCCUUCUGGACCAUCCCCGUCUACAAGCCCAUGCACGACUUCCUCAAGUACGACUUCUUCCAGACCAUGUCGGUGAUCGGAGGCUUGCUGCUGGUGGUGGCUCUGGGCCCCGGGGGCGUCUCCAUGGACGAGAAGAAGAAAGAGUGGUAACAGACCUUCCCUGCCUGGCUAGGCCCGUGGCCGGCGAGGACUGGUUCGGGGUCGAUCGACAAACGGCCGGCAUUCACGUCCUCUCCCCCCGCUGCCCGGGUGACGCACAGAUGUGAGAACUCUGCAGCCCUGGGAGCGAUGGCUGAGUGCUCUGCCCGCCACCUGCCGCCCGGCCGGCCAGCGGCCACCAGCUCCUCCCUCCCCACAGCCAGGCCUGGGCCGCGCGGCGGGAGCAGCCGGGUGGGGUGCGGCCUCUGUCCUGGGUUUGUUCCUGUGGGUGGUGGGGCCUUCAAGCUGUACCCUGAGCAGAUACAUCUGUGUAUCAUUCAAAGCAGUCUCCCUCUUAUUUUUUUUUAAAGUUUACGUUUUUAGCUGAAACUAAAUGAUUUUGGGUGGCCCAGCACAUCAGCCACUGGCCGCUCGCUGCCUCGCAGUGUCACACUGUGAGGACAGGGAAGUACUUAGAGGAGCCACCCCACAGCGCGAGGCAGUAUUAGGGGGCCCUGUUCACGGAAACGUCCUUGCUUAAUCAAUCAGGACGCCGGCCCAAUGGUGCAGCUCAUAUGGGUCACCUCCCGGAGCUUCCGUGGCCCGGGUGGGGUGGAUGUUAGAAGCCCUGCGGAACGCCGCCCAGAGCCCAGGGACCCUCGCGCCCACCCGCACGCGCCCACCCACACGUCCGCAGGUUGGCCCGCCGCUCCCGUGGCCUGCCGGGAGGAGCAGCCACGCCAGCUCGCAGACCAGUUACCUCACAAUCAGCCUUCCGCAGCCUCGCGGCCUGGGCGCGCCCUGGAGGCUGCCUGGUCUCCCUGGCUGAGGGAUGAUCCCGGGGGCGGCCGCGGCUCCGGCUCCGGCUCCGGCUCCGGCUCCCGAGGCUGCUGCUUGCUCAGACGUCUGUUUGCUAUGCUGCACACGGCCCCAAUUACUUCUUACUGAUUUGUGAUGCCUUACCGAUCGAUCUGACUCCUGUAUUUAAAGUUUUCUAACGUUGCCUUACACUGUGUUUCUCUUCUUGGGGGGUGAGCGCUUCCUGCUGUCCUCCGCCAGGCCCCAUCCAGUGACAGCGCCGGGGGAGUUGGGACACAUCUGUGCCUCCCGCUGUCCUCCCCCCAGAUCCUUGGGGGACAGACCGACGUGGCCAGGCCCACCGAGAGCCUGGCCUUGGGGCUUAGCUCGCUGGUCUUCAGCGAGGUGUGGGGCCUGAGGGCCGGCCCAGGUCACCUUCCAGACCAGAGCCAGGUGAGGGGGCCUCUGUGCCCGAGGCUUUGCGGGGAGGGGGCUGCCUUUUGCCCCUCAGGGCUCUUAGCACCGCAUCUGGCUCUCUAGCCUGGACCCCUGACCAAGGGGAAUGAUGGCGACCAUUUCACCGCCACCCGGGCCCCAGCCACACAGAGGCUCGUCCUGGUGGCAGACAAAGCCGGCCGGAGGGCACGUCUGUUCCUGGUCACUCGGACGCUCACUACACACUCUGACUCAACCUGGGCCGCGUGGUCUCUUGGUCCACACCCCCUCCCCCCUUAACACAUCCUGGCAGCCCCCACCCCUUGAGUGACAGCCCCGGAGUGGCACCUCAGCCAAGCCGCAUCUCGUAGGGCUCCUCCCUGACUCUGCUGAGACCUGUGUCGACCGCCCAGGUCGCUGUGAUGCGGCGGCCACUCCCGCCCCCCUCCCCGCCCAGAGCUGGCCAGCGCCUGGGCCCCGGUAGGAGGAGCGGAAAAUAAUCUACCAAUUGGUUUUGGCAAAACAAUUUGACAAUUUUUUGCUUUAUGUGGGAAAUGGUAUCGAACUCAUUUUAUGCUGUAUUUUAUAUCUUAGUUGUGUUGGAAAACGUUUUGAUUUUGGAAACAUGGAAAUAAACAAUGGCAUUUGUUGUA